UACUUUCAUAAAGUGAUUUGAAAGCGCUUCUUAUUCUUGUCUGACAACUAUUUUGUGCUUUUCUUAUUUAUCCGACAUUAAGCAGUUUGGGUUUCUUUUCUCUUAAAACUAUCCAACUUCUGACAGAGAGAAGAGAUUUCUCUGAUUGCUUGUCCACAAUUGAGAGUUUCUUUAUUUAUCAGAUCCAACUUCUGACACAGAGAAGAGAUUUCUGCCCUUCGUAAUUCAGAAAGGAAGAACAGACAACUAUUUAAUGGCCAAAAAAGCAUUUAAAUCGCGCUUUGCCCCCUCAAAUUCUCUCCCUCCAGUGAGUACAGAGGCUUCAGGAAUUCCAGUAAGAGAAACAGCAUUCAGUAAUUCCAGUAAGAGAAACAGAGAGGAGCUCAGGGUUAGCUGUUUAAAAGCAGGAGAAAGCAUAAAAGAUUUGGCAGACAAGAAUGUGGACAUGAAAAGAAUUCUUGCAUCAAUAUCAGAGGAAUUGCCAAUUAAGCCAUUAGCCCUAUCAGAUAGGUUUAGGUUUUUCACAGCUGAAAUUGCAUACAGGAGAAGAACUGGAGAAGUAAAACGGGAAAACAAAGAAAUGAAAUGCACCAUUGAAGCAGUCAAAGCCCUGUUAUCAGGAUAUAAACGCCCAGCUCGUAGAGUCAAAUUGGCAGAGUGUCUGGAGCCCGAAAGAGAGGUAUUGGAAUUGGCCAUGAAUGCCAACUCAAUCAAUACCUUAUUUGAUACAGUGCUUCCCAAGCUGGUUGGGUUUGAAUCAAAUGAAAUCAAUGAGCAGGGCACAAGCUCAAAGAGGCCUCGUACCCAGUAAGCCAUUAUUUGUUUGUUAAUUGUCUGUUAUGGCAUUGGAUCUUUGCAUUUCAUACUGAUUUCACAGAGAAUUUCUAAAGAACAGAAGAUGUGGUAAAAAUUGGCUAUAGAAUAUCGCCAUUAAAAUCAUGAUUCUUUCAAGGAUACUGCUGUCAAGGGCUUAACUGUGUUUGUGGAAUCAUAUUAUGGUAUUGGCA
Molecule: messenger RNA, 1007 nt
Organism: Cryptomeria japonica (Japanese cedar)
Lineage: Eukaryota; Viridiplantae; Streptophyta; Pinopsida; Cupressales; Cupressaceae
Exons: 2
Coding region: 254-811 (185 amino acids)
Source: RefSeq, a predicted model, not a curated record